CCAGUCCACGACAAGUUAGCAGGACGUGUGUUGAACCCGUCAGUACGCGCAGUUUACAUGGAUGCUAACUGGAUUUGACAACAUUUGUCGCUGACAACAACACAGUGAGCAGGAAUCCUGAUUCACCUGGAAAACCUGGAGUAUUAUAUUUACAAGACUUUUUACAAGGCUACCUGCCUACUUUAAUGACCUGCAGAUGGAUAACCAUGGCACAGAUACAUGUCAGGACCAGUCAGGGCUAGUGCGCACAGGCACACACACAUGGCCCUGUGAGCUGUGACUGUGACUAUCAAGGAAAUUCCUCAGUCCUCCAGGGUCACCUCCGUGGGCUCUCUAUCUGGCCAUUUGUACAGCUGCACAAGCUUCUGUUUCUACAGCACACGCACACACACACACACACACACACACACACAGAGCACACUCUGUAUGGACAUGUUGUCUUAGUCACUCAAGAGGUCACUGGAAGCUGAAGUCAUUAUUUGCCCCAGCGCAGGCCUAUGACCAUGAUGGUACACUGAAAUUGAGAGAGAAGCUUGGGACUGUUAUGUAGCAUGACCUGAAGUGGAUCGCUCUCAUCAUCUAAAGCUGCAGCAAAACAAAGGCUAAAGCAGAACGUUCCAGGGACACGAGAUGUCUACUGAGGAAAAUCAGACACAGGUCGAGGCUGUAGUUCUGGCUCAGCGUGCUACACCCCCAUCCACUGGGAGCAGACCCAGCAGAGAGGCGAGACACGCAAAUGACAGCCAGGAAGUGCGGCAACACUUGGACCAACUGUGGCAUUCAAAACAGCGGAGCAGCCCUUCCCUCCUCUUGUAUAGGAAGUUGCCAUGUGACAGUGGGAAAGUGGCAAUUUUGGACGAGGGAUACGAGUGUUUGGAGUACAGAUCAAAACUCUCGAGUGCUGCGGCGAAACUUUAUCCAGAGCUAAAGGCUGGCAAGAGAAUUGAUGGAAUAACUAACACAGCUAUGCCGAUACCUGGGAAAAGUUCAGAGGGAUCUCCGUGCCAGCUGGACACCCCUGGGGAGGGCGUGGAUGCAGGCAGAAACAGAACUGGCAGCGCCCGUUGCUCCUGCACUCUGUCUAGCCUUUACACAAGUCCAAACAUCUAUUGUUGCCACAGCUCCGGAUCAAGUCCGAGCCCCAGCUCCAGCCCUGUUCACAGUCGUCGCCUCUGCCCCAGCCCCUCGCAACCCAACCAGAGACACAUUCGCCGCAGCAGCCUGCCUGUGUCUAUGCUGGCUUUCCACAAGAUAUCACCCUGCCUCUCACCCCACUGCAGUCCAUCCAGUGAACCGAGCUCUGUGGUGUCCUCUCCCUGUAAUUCCCCCCUUCCCAAGCACCGCCAGCAUCAGCAGAAUGGACACAUUCACCGGCGCCAUCUCAAAGAUGGCUACUCAAGUUUAGAGAGGCUCAACAGGAGGCCCAGGGUUGACAAAUACUCCUUGGAGAAACUGUUUCUGAGACGAGCAUCUCUAGAAAGUAUGAGGACAAACCUGAGGCAUGAUGAGACGUCAUCCUCAGGAGUGACCAGGAACUGCAGCGAGGACAGCAGCAGUGAUGAGGGGGAUGGGGAGGGGCUCUUGGAUAACACAGAGUUUAUUAGGAACCGUAAAGAGCGGUCCACUGUCCUGGUGAGGCGCUUCUACAAGAAUAAUCAAAAGAUGACCAAGUCAGUGUGUACUGGAACCAGAGCGAUUGUCAAGACGCUGCCGUCAGGACACAUCUCAGAGGAGGUCUGGGAGGUGGUUGUUAAUUACAGGAUAUGGCAACCCAGCAAGAAGGAUGUGUGGCCAAUCGUAAUGCGUGGUAUGGGAGAAGAAUUCAGAGCCUGCGGGGAGAUACUGCGUUAUGUUGGAGUAAAGCUACAGCUGGUUAACAACUAUGUGCAGGACAGAGAGGAACUCCACCUGAUUCAUCCUGCCAAAAAGCUCCUGCUGUCUUGCCCUGGAUGCGUGUGUCUCAGGGAGUCUCAUCGGCCGUCGCACCCUCUCAGCACCAGCCCAGACAGACCGGGCCUGAACCCCUGUCUCAAGUCUGGAUGUUGUCACCCUUCUCACUCACCUAGGUUUUAUCUUGCCUGUGGCCAGCGGACGUCGGUGUGUUCGCUUCUGACCGGAGCUCUGCUUGAGGCCACAGCAGCUCUCGGUGCCCGCUCCGCUCUGCCCUACCCUUUGCCCCAGGCCCCCAACAGCCACGCUGUGCUGAAAGAGCGUCAGCUGGCCAACAGUAUGACCACCGCAGGCUCUCUUCCUCCCAGUGUCAGUGGGAUCAGUAAGGAGCUGGCUGAGGUGCGCCACCUUGUUCAGUUCCCCGAGGAGAUUGCCUGCAUCCUUACUGAACAGGAGCAGCAGCUUUACCAGCGGGUCUUUCCCUUGGACUACCUCUCUUUCCUCACUCGAGACCUCGGCAGUCCUGAGUGUCAAACCAAACGACAUCUGAACCUCAAGGCCUCUCUUUCAGUGCCUGCCAUGCCUACCCAGAGUGCUCAGCGAAGUAACGCUGUGGAGGAUCUGGUGGCGCGCUUCAAUGAGGUGAGUUCGUGGGUGACGUGGUUGGUCCUGACAGCAGGGUCCAUGGAGGAGAAGAGAGAAGUUUUCUCCUACCUGGUCCAUGUCGCUAAAUGCUGUUGGAACAUGGGAAACUACAACGGAGUCAUGGAGUUCCUGGCUGGACUCAGGUCCCGCAAAGUGCUGAAGAUGUGGCAGUUUAUGGAUCAGUCAGACAUCGAGACCAUGAGGAGCUUAAAGGAAGCCAUGGCUCAGCACGAGUCUUCCUCUGAGUACAAGAAGGUUGUGACCAGAGCGCUUAAUAUUCCAGGAUGCAAGGUGGUGCCAUUCUGUGGGGUUUUCCUGAAGGAGCUGAGUGACGCGCUGGAUGGGACAGCGAGCAUCAUCAGCCUCAAACCACCUGUGGACAAUCCAGAGGACUCAAUAGAGUUUGUGUCCGAUUAUAGCGGCCAGCACAACUUCAUGUCGCGAUCUGGUCCAGACGGACUACACGUCCCAGAGAAAGAAGCUACUGUCAGCAACAUCCUCCAGAUUAUCAGAUCUUGUAAUCGUAGUUUGGAGGCAGAGGAUCCUGAUGAGACGUCCACCAGUCCCUCUUCUACUGGCCCAUCCCCUGCGUCCAGAAACAACUCCUUCAGGGACCGCUGCCGCAAUCAAUUCAUGGUGGGGGAUUUGUCGGAUUCCGAGGGCGACUUGUCGUCUGAGCCGGUGGUGAAAGAGGUGGAGUUUCAGGGGACUGAGGAGACGCACAGAGCUUUCAGCCAUGGCACUGAGCUCAUUCCCUGGUACGUGUUGUCGCUACAACCAGAUGUACACCAGUUUUUGCUGCAGGGGGCUACAGUCAUCCACUACGACCAGGACAGCCACCUCACUGCUCGCUGUCUGCUGCGACUACAGCCUGACAACACAACGCUCACCUGGGGUAAGCCUCAGAGCGGAGGGGCUUCCCCCACAGAGCAACCACUGGGAUUAGGACAGACUGUGGUGGCAGGACUAGCAGAGGGCCUUCUGGACCUGGGAGUGGUGAAGGCGGUGUUCCUGGGUCAUCAGGGAGUGGACAUCCACGCUGUAUGUUUGCAGAACAAGCUGAGCCAGCUGACAGUGGAGGAGAACGGUCUCAGUCUCCUCUAUGGCCUCAGCACCACUGACAACAGACUCCUGCACUUUGUGGCCCCGAACCACACGGCACGGAUGCUCCAUAAGGGCCUGUCUGAGUUGGUGAAUGCAACCAGAAAAUUAAAGAAGUUCCCUGACCAGAGGUUGCAGUGGCUGAGGAAACAGUAUGUCAGCUUGUAUCAGGAGGAUGGCAGGUACGAAGGCCCCACACUAGCUCAUGCCAUUGAGCUGUUCGGUGGGCGGAGGUGGAACAUGGGCACAGGUGGAGUGGAGAAACCUGCCGCCCAGAAAAACAGCCCUCUGAGCAUCAACGAUAAGACCAAGAAGAAGAAGAAGGUCCUCGUCAGGGGAGACAGUGGAGACGCCACGGAUGAUGAGAUGUUCUCCAGGAAAACCCGGAGCUGUAAGGAGGGACUGUAUCGAAACGGACCGGAGUCUGACAGCAUUGACCAAGAAGAUCCAGAGGACAGCUUCCCUGGACCAUUCUCCCUCUCAUCCAGUAAAAGCCCUGGAUUGCUUGCCUCUUCUUCCUCCUCCUCCUCUUCCUCCAGCAUGGCAGGGUCCAACCAUUCUCGCCCACAAUCCUCUCCCAUCCUCUCCGGAACUGUCAGGUCACAGCCAGGGGCGUGGAGCAGCAGGUCGUGGCACGGUCGAGGGAAAAGCUGCCUCAAAGGCUUCCAGAAUCUCAUGAUUUCUGACAGCACGAUGAGCUUCAUCGAGUUCGUUGAGCUCUUCAAGUCAUUCAGCAUCCGUAGCAGGAAGGACCUGAAGGAGCUGUUUGACACCUUCGCUGUCCCCUGCAGUCGUUCAAGUCCAGAGUCGGCUCCUCUCUACACCAACCUCAGCAUAGACGACAAAGACACGGGGCUACAGCCAGACCUCGAUCUAUUAACCCGCAACGGUUCCGAUCUUGGUCUGUUCAUCCGGACGAGGCAGCAGAUGUCUGAUAACCAGAGGCAGAUCUCAGACGCCAUUGCAGCAGCCAGCAUCGUGACCAACGGGACCGGAGUGGAAAAUGCCUCACUUGGCGUUUUGGGAUUGGCUAUCCCUCAACUUAACGACUUUCUAGUCAACUGUCAGAGAGAGCACCUGAGCUAUGACGAGAUCCUCACCAUUAUACAGAAAUUUGAGCCAUCAUCGAGCAUGAGGCAGAUGGGUUGGAUGUCAUUUGAAGGCUUUGCAAGGUUCCUGAUGGAUAAGGAGAACUUUGCUUCUCGUAAUGAGGAAUCCCUGAUAAACCCAGAGGAGCUGCAGUACCCUCUGUCCUACUACUACAUCGAGUCUUCUCAUAACACCUAUCUGACUGGACACCAGCUCAAAGGAGAGUCCUCUGUUGAGCUGUACAGUCAGGUGCUGCUGCAAGGCUGCAGGAGCGUCGAGUUGGACUGUUGGGACGGAGAUGAUGGCAUGCCGGUUAUUUAUCACGGACACACACUCACCACUAAGAUACCCUUCAAGGACGUGGUGGAAGCAGUAAACCGGUCUGCGUUUGUCAAUUCGGACAUGCCUGUCAUCCUGUCCAUUGAGAACCACUGCUCCCUUCCACAGCAACGCAAGAUGGCUGAAAUCUUCAAGACCGUGAUUGGGGAACGUCUCGUGACACGCUUCCUCUUUGAAAGCGACUUCAGCGACGACCCUCACCUGCCAUCUCCGCUGCAGCUGCGGGGGAAGAUCCUCCUCAAGAACAAGAAGCUCAAAGCGCACCAGGCACCGGUGGACAUCCUCAAACAAAAGGCUCACCAGCUGGCCCACAUGCAGGCCCAGGCCAGCAAUGGGUCACCAGGGGUUACUUCGCCUAGCAACCACACCAAUGAAGAAGAGGAAGAAGAAGAAGACGAGUACGACUACGACUAUGAGUCUCUAUCAGAUGCUGACGUCCUCACAGCCUCUACUGCCUCAUAUGGCCUGGAAGAUAACAUCCUGGAUGACAAGCCAGAGGGGAAGAGCUCAGCAGAUAAAGAAGAGCAACCUGUUGAUGAAAUACCGAAGAGGAUGAAGAAGUCUGAUAGCACCACGCAGAGCAAGGGAAAGGUGUUUGACAUGGAGCUGGGCGAGGAGUUUUACCUCCCUCAGAACAAGAAGGAGAGUCGACAGAUUGCCCAGGAGCUGUCUGACCUUGUCAUCUACUGCCAGGCUGUGAAAUUCCCCGGCCUGUCCACGCUGUCUCCAGCCGGCUCUGGCAGAGGGAAGGACCGAGGAAAGAGCAGGAAGUCCAUAUUUGGCACGGCUCCUGCUCGCUGCAGCACAACAGGGGAGGUCACGACCCAGAGCCGCACCCCUGGGAAAGGUGGUGCUGAGCGGCUGAGCUGGGAGGAGCAGCAGACGUCUCCCAUCCUCAACCCACCCACCUCUCUCAGCGCCAUCAUCCGCACACCCAAGUGCUACCACAUCUCCUCAGUCAACGAGAAUGCCGCCAAGCGCCUGUGCCGGCGGUACUCUCAGAAGCUGAUCCAGCACACUGUGUGCCAGCUGCUCAGGACAUACCCAGCAGCCACCAGGAUCGACUCGACGAACCCCAACCCUCUGCUCUUCUGGCUGCACGGCAUCCAGCUGGUGGCUCUCAACUACCAGACUGAUGAUUUGCCCAUGCAGUUGAACACAGCUCUGUUUGAGGCCAACGGCGGCUGUGGCUAUGUCCUGAAGCCGGCGGUGCUGUGGGACCGCAGCUGUCCGCUCUAUCAGCAGUUCUGUCCGAUGGAGAGGGACGUGGAGAAAAUGAGCCCCGCCGUCUAUUCCCUCACUAUCGUCUCCGGGCAGAACGUUUGUCCCGGUAACAGCGCUGGCAGCCCCUGCAUUGAGGUGGAUGUUCUUGGCAUGCCCAUUGACAGCUGCCACUUCCGCACCAAACCCAUCCACCGCAACACCCUCAACCCCAUGUGGAGCGAGCACUUCCAGUUCACCGUGCACUUUGAAGAGAUGUGUUUCUUACGCUUUGCUGUGGUGGAGAACAACAGCUCCCAGACUACUGCUCAGAGGACUCUGCCUCUGAAGGCCCUCAAGCCAGGUUACAGACAUGUCCAGUUAAGGACACAACAUAAUGAACCUCUGGAGGUAUCAAGUCUGUUCAUCUUCACCCGCAGAACAGAGGAAUGUCCCACAGGGGGCGCUAUUCCCUCAUCACUGCUGUUCAGUUCAGAGGAGAAACGUGCGUCACUGCAGAACAAGGUGACGGUGUACGGAGCCCCUGGUCCUGAGCUCUUCACCGUGUUCGGUGUUACAGAACAGACAACCGCCAAGCAGCUGCUGGACACGGUUGUAGCAUCCACAGGAAACCCGUCAGAGUACUUCCUGUGCGAGGAGAAGGUCCCUCUGCUGAAGGAGCGCAGCGAGAUGAAGCGCUGUGCUCAGCACCGUCCUCUAGCGCCCGAGGAGGAGGUGGUCAGACUGGUGUCCAGCUGGAACUCUGAGGAGGGAUACGUGGGGAGGAUCUGCCUCAAGACGAGAGAGGAGAACUUAAAUGAGAGGAACUCGGUGCCAGAGGGAGAGGAGGAGGUGACUGUAGGAGGCAGAGAAGGAGCAGGAGCAGGAGGUGGAGGAGGGGGAGGAGGAGGAGCAGCAGAGGACGACAUGUUCUUUGUCCAGGUCCAUGAAGUUUCACCAGAACAGCCUCACACUGUGAUCAAGGCCCCGCGCUACAGCACUGCUCAGGACAUCAUACAGCAGACUUUGUCAAAGGCCAAGUAUUCCUGCAGCAUCCUAUCUAAUCCCAACCCAUGUGACUACGUCCUGAUGGAGGAAGUGACCAAGGACUCCGGAUCUAAGAAGACCUCCACCGCCAAGCCCCUGCAGCGGGUGCUGCUGGAUCACGAGUGUGUCUUCCAAGCUCAGAGCCGCUGGCGAGGAGCGGGAAAGUUCAUUCUCAAACUCAAAGAGCAGGUGGUGCGGGAAGACAAAAAGAAAGUAAUUUCCUUCGCCAGCGAGCUCAAGAAGCUGACCAGUCGCAGCCGCAGCAUGACGACUGGCGGUGGAGUAGACGGUCCCGCGCAGAGGUAUCUGUCUGCAGCUGCAGGGCUGAAGGCGUGGGUAGCAGAGGGCAGGGUGGGUGCAGGAAGGUUCCUACAGGCCUCCUCUUCCUCAUCUUCAUCCUUUGGAGGGCAACUCCAACCUGUUCAACUACCCACCUCCUUUCUGACCCCCCAAGCCUGGAAGCUUCACCUCCUCAGGAACUGGAAGAUUCACAAAUGAAGUCCGGAGAGAGAGACACUUGGGUUGACCACUUCUAAACUUGGAGGAUUCUCCUUUCCUAAAGAAAGGCGAGAUGUCCCGACAUAUUGUGGAAAUCUGCGAGAUGAUAUCCCGCCUUGUGUUAGUUGAGCAAGCGGGGGACAUGAUUGAACGGGUUAGGUGACAGAUGCUCAGCCCCUUUGCUUUGUUGAAUGCAUCACUUUAGAGCAGUGAUGUUCAUGUGGGGGCAGGCAGCACUGGCUCCUCAUGGUUUAUUGGUUGUAGUGUGGCUCUGCAGAGAGUCCAGAGUACCAGGGGCAGCUGCUGUUACUGAGGUCAUUGAGUAUGUGAUCAGGAAAAGCUGACAAGUGUUCCUUUUCUUACCAAUAUAAAGGAAGACUUCCCUGAGUCACAUUCAAAGGAUGAGAGGUAUGAAUGCCAGUUUUUUUAUCUCCCAAAUAUUACACCAUGAGACAAAAAGGAGAGCUGCAAAAUGGCCUCUGGAUUGAAUGAGUUUAAGGAACCACAGUUCUUUUAAGAGUUAAUCAAGUGUCCUACCACAAGCUACAGUAUCAUGUAUUUGGUUUAUAAACUAUCCCCCCUUUCUGGUAUCGCACAAUGAAAGCACACAGCAAACGGAGGGAGAUCUGCCUGUAAAAACUGAAGGAGAGAUGUAGGAGAGUACGAGGGGCCUGACGAGGUGAAACAGUAUUCUUCUCUUUCUCAGGUAUGGGCUCUUUAUUUGUCUGAGGGCAUUGUGAAGGAGGCUGACAAGCUGGCUUGUUAGGUUCUUUUCUUACUGUUCCACGUUCACAGUACUGUAAGGGCACAUUUGGGGCAUCGCUCACAGAAAGACACGACAACGUGCUGACACGAAAUAUUCACGUGUUCUGUAAAGGGAGCAGCAAUGCUUCUGGCAGUUUCUUGGACACUACUGUCGCUGCCCUAAAGGUGAUGAUACAUGGACAGCAUUUUGAGGCGGUGAAGCUGUGCAAUAGAGGCAAAUGUGGAGCAGCUUUUGAUGACUGUGUUGAUAAAGUUGCCCUUACAUGUUGCCUGAAAGGUGCAGUGUGUAGGAUUUAGGGAGAUCUAUCGGCAUAAAUUAAAUGUAAUCAUAACUAUGUUCUCGAUGUUCUCAAUGAGGCCGUCAUAUAUACACAGGCAAUUGGUUCUCUUCAGUGGAGCCCGCCAUGUUUCUACAGUAGCCCAGAACGGACAAACCAAACACUGGCUCUAGAGACGGCCUUUUGCAUUUUCAUGUUACCUGGAGGCCACCACAUGGAAGGGUUGAGGGGUAUUCAGUUGGUUGCAAUCUGCAGUCUCACCACUAGAUGGCAUUAGAUCCUACACACUGCACCUGUAAAAUGUUGCAUUACUGCCCUCAACUUUUGGUCGUUUUGUGGCUCUGAGGACAAUAAGUGGCUCGUUUCACAAAGUAUUUUAAUUCUGUCAUCAUUGUCCUAAUUAUGUCAACAGGCAUCUUAUCUGGCCAGAUAAAUAUAUAUUGAUAUAUUGUAACAUUUAUCGAGGAAUGCUACUUAUAACUGGGGCAGGGUUUGAAAUAUUACCAAAACCUUUUCAAUGGCUUCUGUUGAAAAAUUAAAAAAAAAAAAUUGUCUAUAAAACCUUUUCGUUUGUUUAAAGGUGCUAUAUGUAACUCUGGAGAAAAAUAAAUGGUUAUUGAGUCUCAUUUGUAGGUAGUCACAUACUGACAUUUUGGAAUAGUGGUUCGAUCAAAUUACCAACCCAAAGCAACAAAAAUUUAUGACCUACGAAUGAGACCCAACAUUUAUCCUUCUCUAGAGUCACAUACAGCACCAGAAGGAAAAGAAGUUUUCAAAGGUUAAAUUAUCUAAACAGAAGUGGCUGUAAAAAACCUUCACCAAAAUAAAAUACUGCCUAAAAUUGGCAAAGUGAUCAUUUGAAUUCAAAGUUAUCUGAUAGAAAAUUAAAAAUCUGACCAGACUUUUAAUUCCAGGCUCCUAGUUCUAAUGUUUGUAAUGUUAGCAAGCAAUUUUGGCUAAAUUGAAAAUUGUAAACCUGUUGACCUCAGUGCAAAAAGCACUUCAUGGGCAACAAAAAAAUACCUAAAACUCCUUUAUUUAAAUGGAACAAUGAUGAUUUCAGCACUAAGAUCCUUUGAAGAAACAGCCCCGUCUUCUUCAAACAGCAUUUUGCACAUUUUGUUUUUCCUUUUUCUGUCAGUAUCUUCAGUGUUUAUGUGUUAGAUUGUUCUGAGAUGGUCGAUAGUGAUUUUAUUAUGAUCAUCAUAUUUAUUACUUUACAUUUUGGCCCUGUUGCGUAUUUAGUUCUGAGUAAAGCACAAGAUAAAUGUUUGGAUUGUUUUGAAAACUCUUUGUCAAACUAAUUUGGGUCUGUAGUCUGAGCCCAAACAUGAAAUUGCCCACAGGAAAAUACUCUUAAAAAUAGAAUGGAUUGCAUUUCAAUUUAGUUUAUUGGCUUAAAUUUACUGUCCUUGAUAUUGAAUGUAGAUGAGUAGUAUUGAUUGAUUGUCAAUAAUGAUUGUAGACUUUUCUUUAUUUCCACUUAAUACUCGUUUUAUUCUUCUUUCAGAAUUUACUAAAACUUGAUUGAUUUGGGGCCAUUUUCCCCCCUUUUUCUGUUUUAAUGUGUAAUAUUUCCAUAUUAUUAAAAUGUUGAUUAGUUUUAGAUUAUUUUAUUUGGCAUUUCAAUUAUUAAUACAAAGACCCUCCUUUAGUGUAGUCAUGCUGAUCCCUGAGGAGCUCACUAAGAUUUUUAAAUCUACACUUAAACAUUUUAUGUCGUUUGCUCAUGAAUGGUGACGUAACAACAAGAAAAGACCUAAAAGACCCUACCUUACAGUCCCUCACCGUCUGGUGGACUCCCAUGGUACCUUAUAUCUAAAAAAAUAUGUACGGUACUUAAUGGUAAGAGACAGAUAUCUGAUCCUGUUUGAAUUGUGCUGUGAUUUUGUCUUUUUUUUUUUUUACUUACAAAUUAUCUGACAGUGACAAAUAUGAUAUAUGAAAUUCAUUACACAAUUCAAACAGGUUCAAAACAUGAUUUCUCCCUCACCAUUUACUCCCAUAUAUACGUUUUCUGACAUAAAGUCCCAUGGUGGUCCACUGGGUGGGGAGGGACUUCACUUUAUUGAGACAAAAUGACAAUUUUCUGAAUAAUUCUGAAAAAUUACACCGGUAUAAAAAUUUAAAUUUGCCCAUUGUUAAAGGGAAACUUAGGUAUUUUUUUCAACCUGGACCCAGUUUCCUUGUGUUUUUGUGUCUAGUGGAGACAACGGUUUUUGACAUUGGUCUAGUAUUGAGAGUGACCGCAGUGUAAUCCUUACAGACAAUUGUAUACCACCAAUGUACAUCCAUUUUUAGUGCUUGUUUUUGCCAUUGACGGGCUCAGAUUGUUAAUUGAAAUCUGACAAUAUUAUGGAAAAGAGAAAUGGAACAUUUUUCUUAACUUUCUCUCCAUAUUCUGUCUCAAUAUUGGACUAAUUUCAAAAGUGGUCUCGAUUAGUCACUUAGACAUGGGAAAAUAGAGUUUGGAAUCCACAAUACGAUAAUAUCACAAUGCUUAAGUCACGAUUCAAUAUUAUUGCGAUAAAAUAUAUUGCGAUUUAUUACCUUUUUACAACUGUAAAUUGUGUCCCUAAAGGAACAUCUGUCAACAUCCGUUUUAUCUAAUGAGAUAAAGUUUAAAUGAUAAAGUCUUUUUUUUUUGUAUUUGUAAAAAAGUCAAUAUUUGGCACUGUGUGACGAUACGAUAUUGCCACACAAAAAUACUACGCUGUAUCAAUUGUUUCCCCACUCCUAGAAAAUAGGAUCAAGGUUCAUUAGUAUCAAAGUUUCCCUUUAACCCACAUUCCAACAUAAAACUUCAGAUGUAAGAGGAGCUUUCCAAAACCUGCAAGCAGUGAAAAUGCAAGUAAAGACACCAAGUAUAAUUUUAUUUAAAAAGGUCAAUGUGUGUCCUUUUACUUUGACUCUUUAAGUAAAACUUUGCUCAGUGCCAAGUAAUGAUGUUUGAAUUUUAGUGCAAUAGUGAAGUUCUGUCUUUGACCUUUUAGGUUUUUGUUCCACUUCUUGUUUUUAACUCUUAUUUGUUAUCUUCACACAAAAAGCUCUCGUCAGUGGUUAGAAGGACGAUCUUUUAGGAUAGUUACAAUUAAGGUAGAUUAGAUUGUGAUCCAAGAAACCACGACUCUAAACUGGUGGUAACUUCAAACUAUCACGCUGGAUAUCAGCUGAUGUAACUACGUGAAAUCCACACCGACUUUAAGCAGAAAGGGACAUUUUCUGUUAAGCUGUAAAUCUAUAAUCAGUGAUGCAGAGCUGCGUUCCUGGUUUUCCUUCUUUCUAACCUGUAGACCUCAUUUCUGAAUGUAACAUUUCUUAACGUGUUGAACCUGAGACAAAUGUGUGUUUGGAUGUUAUUUAUUUCAAUGUGAAGCCCUGGUUGGCAAUUAUCUGUUGUUGUUUAUGUAUAAUUUCCUGUAAGUAGUGUUUUUUUUAAUUUAUUUCAAUAUGUGAGAGGAUAAACUCUCCACUGCCCUGACUUUACUCAAACUAAUUUAGAGACGUAAAGAAAUAUUUUACUUUAUGUGUAAAAUAUUCAGUAUAGUAUUCAUAUUCCUGGCAUGUUAUUCUGCAGCACACAGCAGCAUCUUUUAAUGCCUUUUAUUUUGUGAGUUUGUAGAAAUCUGGACAAAAGCUGAUAGUUUGAAACUUUGUUUUUGUUUUUUUUUUAAGAUUUUGGUGUAUUCACUAUAUCCGCUGAAUAUGACAUGUGUUUGCUGACUGUGGGCUGUGUUUCAUCUUUAGUGCUCUGUUGUUUCCAUAAGAUGUGCAGUAUACCCAUUAACAUCCACUAUGUGUUAUGAUGUGGCUGUCAAGUGAACAUUUGUGUAUUUACUUGAAUUUUUAAAUGGAUGAGAAUUGGUGGAUUUGUCUUAUACCACAAUCACAAUAAAAAUAAGAAAUACUUAA
This is a messenger RNA of Epinephelus lanceolatus (giant grouper), 12764 nucleotides long. The record is from RefSeq and is a predicted model, not a curated record. Lineage: Eukaryota; Metazoa; Chordata; Actinopteri; Perciformes; Serranidae.